GGCGUCACCCUGAGCAACAAGCUGCGCUACGCUGAGCUGUCGCUCAUCGACAACUUCAGCUGUCGCCAGUACUACGGGCUGAUCGUCGUAACGGAUUCGACCAUUUGUGCGGAUGGUCGCGGUACCAACGGGGACAUCGCCACUUUCUGCGCGGGUGACAUGGGUGGGCCGCUGGUGCUGGAGGACAGCCCGACCGCGCAGGUGGGCGUGGCGUCGUGGGUGGCGUCGGUGAGCUGCGAGCGCGGCUACCCCUCAGGCUACGAGCGCGUCGCCCCGCACGCCGCCUGGAUCCGCCAGCUCACCGACCUC
Molecule: messenger RNA, 309 nt
Organism: Gryllus bimaculatus (two-spotted cricket)
Lineage: Eukaryota; Metazoa; Arthropoda; Insecta; Orthoptera; Gryllidae
Source: the annotation of a GenBank genome assembly